ACGCGGUCCGCGAAAAGGCUCGGCGACCAAGCGGCUCGACCGUCUGUCCACACCCGGCUCCAGUCCCGGUGGUGCAGGCAUGGAUGGGAAGAAAUGCAGCGUGUGGAUGUUUCUGCCUCUUGUAUUUGCUUUGUUUACUUCAGCUGGGCUAUGGAUCGUAUACUUUAUUGCUGUGGAAGAUGACAAGAUUUUGCCACUAAAUUCAGCUGAAAGGAAAGUGGGGGGGAAGCAUCCACCAUACAUAAGCAUUGCAGGUGACGACCCCCCUGCCAGCUGUGUGUUCAGCCAAGUGAUGAACAUGGCAGCUUUCCUAGCCCUGGUGGUAGCCGUUCUGCGCUUCAUCCAGCUGAAGCCGAAGGUUUUGAACCCGUGGCUGAACAUUAGCGGAUUGGUGGCGCUGUGUCUGGCUUCCUUUGGAAUGACCUUACUUGGUAAUUUUCAGCUCACAAAUGAUGAGGAGAUCCAUAACGUGGGCACGUCCUUAACCUUCGGGUUUGGCACCCUGACCUGCUGGAUCCAGGCCGCGCUGACCCUCAAAGUCAACAUCAAGAACGAAGGCCGGAGGGCCGGGAUCCCUCGCGUCAUCCUGUCGGCUGUGAUCACGCUCUGUGUGGUCCUCUAUUUCAUCCUCAUGGCCCAAGACAUCGACAUGUACGCAGCCCGGGUCCAGUGGGGCCUGGUCAUGUGCUUCUUGUCUUACUUCGGCACCUUGGCUGUGGAGUUUCGGCACUACCGCUACGAGAUCGUGUGUUCCGAGUACCAGGAGAACUUCCUGAGCUUUUCAGAAAGCCUGUCUGAGGCCUCCGAGUACCAGACUGACCAGGUGUGACCCCCGUCGGGGCCACCUUGCUGAUGAGGGUGGUGCGGCCACCAGAGGGGCCCAGACACUGAACCUGGAGACACACCUCACGCACGCGUACACACACAAACAUGUCCAAGUCCACAUCUGCCAGAUGAGCUUUCCAGGAUGAGUUCUUUCUGUCCUGGCAAA
Molecule: messenger RNA, 991 nt
Organism: Ochotona curzoniae (black-lipped pika)
Lineage: Eukaryota; Metazoa; Chordata; Mammalia; Lagomorpha; Ochotonidae
Gene: TMEM150C
Product: transmembrane protein 150C
Exons: 8
Coding region: 80-829 (249 amino acids)
Source: RefSeq, a predicted model, not a curated record